Molecule: messenger RNA, 1604 nt
Organism: Dipodomys spectabilis (banner-tailed kangaroo rat)
Lineage: Eukaryota; Metazoa; Chordata; Mammalia; Rodentia; Heteromyidae
Gene: Fgfrl1
Product: fibroblast growth factor receptor like 1
Exons: 6
Coding region: 1-1509 (502 amino acids)
Cellular component (GO): plasma membrane
Molecular function (GO): fibroblast growth factor binding; fibroblast growth factor receptor activity
Source: RefSeq, a predicted model, not a curated record
AUGACGCCGCGCCCCGCGCUGCUGCUGCUGCUGCCGCCGCUGCUGCUGCCGCCGCUGCUGCUGGGGGCCCCGCCGGCCGCCGCGCGCGGCCCCCCAAGAAUGGCAGACAAGGUGGCCCCGCGGCAGGUGGCCCGGCUGGGCCGCACUGUGCGGCUUCAGUGUCCGGUGGAGGGAGACCCGCCACCGCUGACCAUGUGGACCAAGGAUGGCCGCACCAUCCACAGUGGCUGGAGCCGCUUCCGCGUGCUGCCCCAGGGGCUGAAGGUGAAGGAGGUGGAGGCUGAGGACGCGGGCGUGUACGUGUGCAAGGCCACCAAUGGCUUUGGCAGCCUCAGCGUCAACUACACCCUCAUCGUGAUGGAUGAUGUCAGUUCAGGGAAGGAGAAUCUGGGGUCCGGGAGCACCUCGGGAGGUCAGGAGGACCCAGCCAGCCAGCAAUGGGCACGGCCCCGCUUCACGCAGCCCUCCAAGAUGAGGCGCCGGGUGAUCGCCCGGCCUGUGGGCAGCUCCGUGCGGCUCAAGUGUGUGGCCAGCGGGCACCCUCGCCCUGACAUCAUGUGGAUGAAGGAUGACCAGGCCUUGACACGCCCGGAGGCCAGCGAGCACAGGAAGAGGAAAUGGACGCUGAGCCUGAAGAACCUGCGGCCAGAGGACAGCGGCAAGUACACGUGCCGCGUGUCCAACAGGGUGGGCGCCAUCAACGCCACCUACAAGGUGGACGUGAUCCAGCGAACCCGCUCGAAGCCCGUGCUCACGGGCUCACACCCCGUGAACACCACGGUGGACUUUGGAGGGACUGCGUCCUUCCAGUGCAAGGUGCGCAGUGACGUGAAGCCCGUGGUCCAGUGGCUGAAGCGGGUGGAGUACGGCGCCGAGGGCCGCCACAAUGCCACCAUCGACGUGGGCGGCCAGAGGUUCGUGGUGCUGCCCACGGGCGAUGUGUGGUCUCGGCCGGAUGGCUCCUACCUCAACAAGCUGCUCAUCUCGCGCGCGCGCCAGGACGACGCGGGCAUGUACAUCUGCCUCGGCGCCAACACCAUGGGCUACAGCUUCCGCAGCGCCUUCCUCACCGUGCUGCCAGACCCCAAGCCGCCAGGGCCACCGGUGGCCCCUUCGUCCUCGGCCACAAGCCUGCCCUGGCCCGUGGUCAUUGGCAUCCCAGCUGGAGCGGUCUUCAUCUUGGGGACUGUGUUGCUCUGGCUUUGCCAAGCCAAGAAGAAGCCAUGUGCGCCGGCACCUGCACCCCCAGUGCCGGGGCCCCGCCUCUCGGGGACGGCCCGGGACCGCGCGGGUGACAAGGACUUGCCCGCACUGGCCGUGGGCCUGUGUGAGGAACACGGAACCCCUGCCGCCCCCCAGCACCUGCUGGGCUCAGGCCCGGUCGCGGGUCCCAAGCUGUACCCCAAGCUGUACACAGAUGUGCACACACACACACACAUGCACUCACACACCCACUCCCACGUGGAGGGCAAGGUCCACCAGCACCAGCACGUCCACUAUCAGUGCUAGACAGCCGCCGUCUCCCCGGACGCUGUGUACCUCGAGGGCUGUGUGGAUCCCGGGUGAGAGACAGGCAUCGGGAAGGGAGGGAAGCACACAUAGUU